Molecule: messenger RNA, 3321 nt
Organism: Naegleria lovaniensis
Lineage: Eukaryota; Heterolobosea; Eutetramitea; Acrasida; Naegleriidae
Exons: 2
Coding region: 1-3321 (1106 amino acids)
Biological process (GO): intracellular cholesterol transport
Cellular component (GO): recycling endosome; trans-Golgi network
Molecular function (GO): protein binding
Source: RefSeq, a predicted model, not a curated record
AUGAAUGAAUAUGUUGCGAGUUAUUUACUCAAGAAUAACUUUAUGCUAACUGCAUUAGAGUUUUAUCAAGAGUUAUUGGAAGAGGGUCUUGAAUUGAAAAUCCUCAGAGAUUACUUUGAAAAUAAGGAAUAUAAAAAUGUUCAGGAAAACACAAAUGGAGGAGGCGGAAUGAUGAUUCAAGUCGACUCCGAGCAUACCAAAGCUCUUGAAGAACAAUUAAAAAAGAAAGAUGAAAAGAUCUCACUCAUGGAAUAUGAAAUUAAAUUGUUACAGUCAGAUAUAGCCAAAUUGAAGGGACAAAUGAGAGAGGCAUUCACAUCCACAGUGAAACGAUCUCAUUCUGAAAGUGAAGUAAGUGACAAUGGAGGAGAAGAAUUGAAAGAGGAAGGAAUGACAUCGCCACCCACAAAUCAAGAGCAAAAUGGAGACGGUUUAGAGAGUAAAAUGGCAUCUGAACCUUUGACCAUACAAGAAAAACAAGUCAUUAAUUACCUCAUCAAGGAUUAUUUGACCCAACAAGGAUACAAGAUUAGUGCAAUCAGUUUCUCUGACGAGGUACACGAGAUGGACAUGUUCAAUCUUGAUGAAAUGCUUCCCAAUCAUACCAAUGAGAAUGACCUUCCUCUAGGAUUACACUAUUUAUACAGACACUACUACAGUGCAGGUGAUAAGACAAAACAAAACAUGAAAGACACAAAAGCACUCCGAGAAGCACUAUCUCAAUUGGAAGCCAAAGAUAAACUCAUUCAGAAUUUGGAGAAAACGAUACAACGUCAAGAUAAGAGCAUUGAGAAAUUGAAAGCUCAAAAUAAGGCACUCGAGCAAGACAUGUCUAACAUUAAGGAGGAAAAGACAGCAGAGACAACUGCUGCCUCAACAGAGACUCAUCACCAAACACAUGAUGAUAAUGAGACUGACAAUCUCAAUAAUAGUACCGAUUCAAUUUCGAACGAUGUUAUGGUGUUACAAGCCAAAUUGAGAGAAUAUGAGAAUCAAGAAUCAAGCAUUGUACAAAUUGUUGGAGAAAAAUUACCAACACUUUUGGCAGCUGUUAAAUCAAACGAGAGACAAGAAUUUAUGCCAAUUCUCACCGCUACACUACAAGCACAUCCUGACGCAGAAGUGAGAGAGACUCUUUCCGAAGCAUUGUUUAACCUUGUCAAGAAGCCAGACCAACAGGAGCGUCAAAUGAUCAUUAAUGGAUGCAUUGCUUUGGCGAGACGAAUUUCUCCUGAUCGAUUCGAAAAAGAAGUUCUUCCUCAAUGCUGGAAACAAAUGACACACAAAUACACAGAGAGAAAGAUUUUGGUUGCAGAAGCAUGUGGUGAAUUGGCACAUUACGUUAAGGCCUCUCUGAGACCAACCAUGCUCUUGUCUACUCUUGCAAAGCUAAUGGAAGACAAGACCGAUGAAGUGAGAGAAUCUGUUGUCAUUAACUUGGCCAAACUCAUCUCUACUUUCACAGAGGAAGAAGAUGUGGAAAGUAAGAGCAAGUACUUCCAAAUUGAAGAGAUGACUCUCAAAUUUUUAUAUGACAAGGCAGAAACCGUGGAAUCGGCCUCUAUUCGACUUCUUGUUCCAGCACUCAUUACGUGGUGCUUCAAUUUUGACUAUUUAUUUGAGAAAUUUGCACCCACUCUUUUGAGCAAUAUUGAAAAUUUAAUCAAGAAGAGACUUAAAAGUGGCUCGAGUGCAAGUAGUGCAAAGAUUGUUGUGCUCUUGAAAUGUUUUAGCGGAGUUAUUCCAUAUCUUCACAAAAUGAUGCUCAAUACCAUGCCAGCAGAAAUGAAGGGAGACGUCAAAGAUGAGGCAACUCUCAAGAAACUGAUGGACAAGUAUUUGAACGACAAUCCUCUUUCUGAAUUGGAGAAGACCAAAUCUGCCACAUGGAAAGGUUUAUAUUGGCUUUUGAAUGUGUGUAUUAGAAGAGUAUUGUCCAUUGCUGCAUCUGUUAAUAUCGAACAUGCUAAUAUUUGCAAAGAAAUUUAUGUCAUUUUCAAUUCACUUUGUGAAACAUUUGGAGAACCAUGUAUUUCUAAAGUAUUCGAGAUGAAAAUUAUAACCUUACUCGAGACAAAUUCUGAUCCAAUCAUUGAUGGCACCAUUGAAGUUGUAAAGAAGGACAAGGACGCUGAUCGAUCGAGUGUCAGUCUUGCCAAGGAACGUUUACUUCCCGUAUAUAUUUGUGGAACUCUUCCAUUCAGCCCCAAAGAAAAGAUUAUGGAUGUGAUCAAGAGUCUUAUCAUUAAUGUCUCCAUUUCAGAAAGAACUUGGGACUCUUCACACAUGCCAUUCCUCUACAAUGCUCUCAUCUCUGCUGUGACCAAUGAAAAAUUGAGAGGAGACGUUCUGUCUGUAGUUUGUAAAUUAGCAGUGAAUCCAUCCAAAGUGGUUCGAUCUGCAGUGGCUGAUAUUCUUGUGGAGCUAAUUCAACCAUUGAGCUCUGACGUACUCUCAGCAACAGUCUUGCCUGCAUUGAUUACACUUGCCUCAGACAUGGAAGCUGAAAUCAAAGUCAAGGCAGUACGAGGUUUAGGAACAUUGGCUUGCAAUUUGAAUGAAGUGACUGAUUUUGACAAGCUGGCAACUCAAAUUGAAAACAUUUUGGAAACCAGAGAUCGCACCAUGUUUAAAGAAAUUCUCAUCAUGUUCUCAAAGAUUAUUCCUGAAGUUGAGUCCUAUUUCCGUGACUUUUUCAUUAUCAAGAAAUUGGUUUGGCUCGGUAAGCAAAACAACCUUAAUAGUGAUUUGAGAGAUCGACGAGACACUGCAGGAUAUAUUUUGGAUAAUUAUCGAGCUCUUAAUGGUUGCAUGUUAACAGAUGACAUUAUCGAUCAACUCAUUGAAGGUCUUGACUAUCUUUCAAAAGAUUGUGAAUUAAUUACUGACUCGUCAGUGGCCUCCUUCGUUUCACAAAUGAAGGAAGAGCUCGAGCACAUUUUAGAACAACACGCAAAGGAAGAAAGUAAGGGUUCCACACUAAUUUCAUUGACCUCUCUCUUUGAAAAGAUGAAACCAGCAUCUAGUGAUGGAAAUUCAUCCAUGAUGAUGGGUUCAUCCACUACUGCAUCCACUGCCUCGUCAUCCACCAUGAUGGGCUCAUCUGCGACAAGUGGCAACAAUAGUACUUCUUCCACACAACCACAGCCAUCCACAACAACUACUGGAAGCGCAGCUGGAAACUCCACGACAGGCAACACAGGUAACACCACAAAUUGGCAAGGUAUUUCUGGAGGAGCCAAGACCACAGAUGAUAGUCAAAUGAAAGAAAAUCUUAAAAAGAUCUUUACUUUUGGUCUCAUGAAUACCAAGAAGCAAUAA